Adineta ricciae is the source of this 852-nucleotide messenger RNA. NCBI's taxonomy places the organism in Eukaryota, Metazoa, Rotifera, Eurotatoria, Adinetida, Adinetidae. The record is from the annotation of a GenBank genome assembly.
AUGGAACUACAUCACAGAAGAAACGCCAACACUCAGAGUUCAAACGAAGCACAGCCACCAGCAACAAACGAUCAGCAGCCAAAUCCGCCGCAAAAUAAUUGGCUAUUAAAUAAAGCCUGUGAUUUCGCCGUUGAACUAUUCACAACGCUUCGGCCUUCAUUGAAAACGAUCAUAAUGUUGAAGUCUACCGGAUUAAUUUUUUCUAUGGUGUGUCUAUUUGUUAACAGACAUUAUGCAUAUGAAGCUUUUUGUAAACAACCCAUUAUUGAUUCAUCAUUCACAAAAGAAUUUUGUCAAUAUAUUUUGGACGCAAAUGGCACGGAAAAUCAACCACCACUGAAUCCAGCGAUAGACCAAGGUCUUACAUUAUCAAAAGGCUUAGCAAAUACUGAUGUUUAUAUCAGCAGCAAGUUGGGCGAUGUGGAGUUGUCGUUCAGUGAUUUAAAAGGAAGAAUAUCGUUCAGUGAUUUGGAUCAGAUAGAAAAAAAUGAUUUCUACGGGAUGAUUGAGCAAAUCGUAGAUUCAGCUCGGACAACUAAACGUGGGAUACGCGGAAUGUUAAGGGCACACAAUAAUGCUUUGGGUGGAUUAGUGAAAUACGCAAACAAGCUAUACGCGCAUCUUUCAGAUAAAAGAACUAUUGUGUCGCGAUUGUGGCAGAAACCAGAACCAAUAGAAGUGGCAAUAGUUCCAGAGCAGUUUAUAGCCGAUUUGGAUGAACUUAUACAUACUAUAGGAAUUGCUUACAAUAUGUCACAAAAUACCGAGUCAAAUUUAGGUAAUGUAGUUUCAUGGAAAAACAUCAUAGAUUAUUAUUCGUGUCUUCAGAAUCGAAAAUAUCCGAAAAUGUAA